UGCGGCUUUUUCUCCGGCGUCCGCGGCGCGCCCCUCCUCAUCCCAGCGCUAGCGGGCACGCGGCUCCUUUCCGCCGGCUUCUGGAGUGCCGAGUCCCCGCCGGCUGCGAACACGCCACAGGCAGCGCCUCGGAUUCAAAUCCAGAAAGAUAUACGGGUUCUUCUUAAGAGAAAAAGAGAAAAUCUGUGUACUUUAUUGUCGGCUUCCAAAGAUUACUAACUCUUUCUGUAUCAUUAAAAUUGAACUGCCUUGACUAUUCUGCUACUCUUACUGCUGCUCCCAUUAUUGCCUUCUUCAGCAAAAUCAGGCUUUCCGAAGCCAAAGAAUAACAAGAAAUAAACACCAUUUUAGAAGCCUUGCCACCAUGAAACUUAAGCAAAGUGUGCUCACCAUUAUUUUGCUGCCUAUCCACCUGUUAAUAACAAUAUACAGUGCCCUUAUAUUUAUUCCAUGGUAUUUUCUUACCAAUGCUAAGAAGAAAAACGCUAUGGCAAAGAGAAUAAAAGCUAAGCCCACCUCAGACAAACCUGGAAGUCCAUAUCGUUCUGUCACGCACUUCGACUCGCUAGCUGUCAUAGACAUCCCUGGAGCAGACACCCUGGAUAAAUUAUUCGAUCAUGCUGUCUCCAAGUUUGGGAAGAAGGAGACCCUGGGGACCAGGGAAGUCCUAAGUGAAGAAAAUGAAAUGCAGCCAAAUGGAAAGGUUUUUAAGAAGUUAAUUCUCGGGAAUUAUAAAUGGUUGAACUAUCUCGACGUGAACCGCCGAGUGAAUAACUUCGGUAGUGGACUCACUGCACUGGGACUGAAGCCAAAGAGCACCAUUGCCAUUUUCUGUGAGACCAGGGCUGAAUGGAUGAUUGCGGCACAGACCUGCUUUAAGUACAAUUUUCCUCUUGUGACUUUAUAUGCCACCCUUGGCAGAGAAGCUGUAGUUCAUGGGUUAAAUGAAUCUGAGGCUACAUAUCUGAUUACUAGUGUUGAACUUCUGGAGAGUAAACUUAAGACUGCAUUGAUAGAUAUCAACUGUGUUAAACAUAUCAUUUAUGUGGACAAUAAGGCUAUCAAUAAAGCAGAAUACCCUGAAGGAUUUGAGAUUCACAGCAUGCAAUCAGUAGAAGAGUUGGGAUCCAAGCCAGAAAACUUGAGCGUUUCUCCAAAUAGACCAACUCCUUCAGACUUGGCUAUUGUCAUGUAUACCAGUGGAUCUACUGGCCGACCUAAGGGAGUGAUGAUGCAUCAUAGCAAUUUGAUAGCUGGAAUGACUGGCCAGUGUGAGAGAAUUCCUGGGCUGGGACCAAAGGAUACGUAUAUUGGCUACCUGCCUUUGGCUCAUGUGCUUGAGUUGACAGCAGAGAUCUCUUGCUUUACCUAUGGCUGUAGGAUUGGAUAUUCUUCUCCACUUACACUCUCUGACCAGUCCAGCAAAAUUAAAAAGGGAAGCAAGGGAGACUGUACUGUACUGAAGCCUACACUCAUGGCUGCUGUCCCGGAAAUCAUGGAUAGAAUUUAUAAGAAUGUUAUGAGCAAAGUCCAAGAGAUGAAUUAUAUUCAGAAAACUCUGUUCAAGAUAGGGUAUGAUUACAAAUUGGAACAGAUUAAAAAGGGAUAUGAUGCACCACUUUGCAAUCUGAUACUGUUUAAAAAAGUGAAGGCUCUGCUGGGAGGGAAUGUCCGUAUGAUGCUGUCUGGUGGAGCACCCCUGUCUCCGCAGACACAGCGAUUCAUGAAUGUCUGCUUCUGCUGCCCAGUUGGUCAGGGUUAUGGAUUAACAGAAACGUGUGGUGCUGGGACAGUUACUGAAGUUACUGACUAUACCACUGGCAGAGUUGGGGCCCCUCUUAUUUGCUGUGAAAUUAAGCUAAAAGACUGGCAGGAAGGCGGCUAUACAAUUCAUGACAAGCCAAACCCCAGAGGUGAAAUCGUAAUUGGUGGAAAGAAUAUCUCCAUGGGAUAUUUUAAAAAUGAGGAGAAAACGGCUGAGGAUUAUUCUGUGGAUGAAAAUGGCCAAAGGUGGUUUUGCACUGGUGAUAUUGGAGAAUUCCAUCCCGAUGGGUGUUUACAGAUUAUCGACCGUAAGAAAGAUCUGGUGAAGUUACAAGCAGGAGAAUAUGUGUCUCUCGGGAAAGUAGAAGCUGCACUGAAGAACUGUCCACUUAUUGAUAACAUCUGUGCUUUUGCCAAAAGUGACCAGUCCUAUGUGAUAAGUUUUGUGGUUCCUAAUCAGCAAAAGUUGACACUUUUGGCACAACAGAAAGGGGUAGAAGGAACUUGGGUUGAUAUCUGCAAUAACCCUGCCAUGGAAGCUGAAAUACUGAAAGAGAUUAGAGAAGCUGCAAAUACCAUGAAACUGGAGCGAUUUGAAAUUCCAAUCAAGGUUCGAUUAAGCCCAGAGCCCUGGACCCCUGAAACUGGUUUGGUCACUGAUGCUUUCAAACUGAAAAGGAAGGAACUGAAGAACCAUUACCUCAAAGACAUUGAGCGAAUGUAUGGGGGCAAAUAAAAUGCUGAUCUUGUAUUUACAGUUGUGCAGAAGGUGGCUUGGUGUUUUUUUUUGGUUCUAGAGUUUUAAGCCUCGCAUUGUUGAACUGUCUGUUAGAAUGUAAAGUGUAUCGUUUUAAAGACAUAGUAACAAAAAAUCAAAACCAAAAGUGAUUAAGUCCACUUUAACUAGUUUCCAUAGUUCUAGUGAAGCUGAAAUUGAAAAGUUAUUUCCCUGUAAUUGUGUUAUUGAUUUUAGAACAAAACUUCUGUUUUUAAAAUUUAGCCUAAGAUUAUACUUUAUGGGGUCGCAAAGAGUCGGACAUGACUGAGCGACUGAACUGAACUGAUACAUGUUUCAUUAAAGAAAAAAAAUUAAUGUUGAACAAAAUAAAUUAGAGCUGGAGUAGAAUGUAGUUUGAGGAAAUUUGCAACUUCCAACAUCUACUGUCUUCCUAGUUCAGAAGAUGCUUAAAUAUUAAGCAUGACCAAAAAAAUGUAUUAACACUACUCAGAGCAGAAGUGCUCCAGGGCUUUAAAAUUCUCUUCCAACCAUUUGUCUUGAUUUGUAAUGUAAUAUACAGAAUCAAAUAAAAACAUCGGAAACCAUUUUAGGAUUCACAAUUGUUGUGUAGGUUAGACGUAGAAUCAUUAUAAUAUUGUGAAUAAUUACAGUGCCUGAAGUUAGAAUAAAAAACAUAUAAAUGCACCAAAAAUAUCUAGUAAUACAUUUAAAGGGAAAUUGAACUGUUAUUUGAAACUUGGAGAUGGAAAAUCAGUAGCUGUAAUUAUUUGAAUGGCUUAAGUAUAAAAGUACAUCUUCAAAAUGCUGAAAAUUGCCUUUCUCUGUUUGUUCAAAAUAAGACUGAAACCAAGAGUUAAAAUGAUAGAAAUUUAAUCAAAUUUUAGUGGGAGCAUUCUCUCUGUUAGAAAAGGUGAUGAAAUCCUGAGUAUUUCGGAUCCUGACCCUUGCAUAGCAUUGAACCUGGGAAAGGAUUUAGACUCUGAAUUUAUCUUUAAUAACAGGGAUUGAUUUUAAAGUGUAUUAAAUCACACUCAUAAUUUAAGGUCUGUUUGCUGUUGCUGAUUUGAUUCUUGAUCAAUUGGUAUUUCUAAAAGUAUUUCAUUUUGCUUUAAUUUUAGCAAAGUGGAUUAUGAUAAAUGAAUUCCCUGCUAUCUUGUUUGAAUCUAUGAAUGAUUAAUUAACUUGGAUGAAUUUGGGCAAGUUAAAGGGAAGAACACACUGUUACUACUUUUUUUCCUGUUUGUAAGAAGAGUUUAGAAACUGGAAAUGCUGGAUUUGGGAGAAGGGAAGUUACUCAAUAAGGGACUGAUAUUUGUGCAGUAACUUUGUGUGUGGGCUUCUUUUUGAAUCUUUAAUUGAAAUCUGGGAUUAUAUAUCCCUGAAAUAUAGUCACACUUGAACAUAGUUAUUGUUAAAAAAAAAACCACAAAACAUCUUAAUACUGUUAUUCUUUGCACUUUUUUCUUAAUCAUUUUAUAUAUACAUAUAUAUAUAUGCCUAUAUAUAUAUAUGUUGCUUAUAUUGCUUUGUACAGUUGUGGGCCACCACUGCAACAAAACACAUUCUUUUUGCUCUAGAAUAUUUAUAAAGAAAAUAUUUAAAUGUUAUGUAUAUGGUGGUAAAAAGGAAAAAUCAUCGGGUGUUAUUAUAAGCAAGAAUGAAGGUUUUUGUAAAGAAUGUUCAGUGUCUGCAAUGUAAAAUUUGAAGCAAGGCCCCCUGAAGUUAUGUGUAUGUGAGUAUUCUCAUUCUUCCCAAAUUGUCUUUGAAGUGUGAAAAACCAUUCUUACCAAGUAGACUACUAUUCAGCUUCUGCUGUUCCUGGCCCACUGUUGACCCUCUAAGGAUGAUGUACUUAGACUUUUUCAGUAUGUGACCCCCCUUUUGGAAUGGUGAUUUUAAAUGUGUGAGUGCAUGCAUACAUACUCAGAUAUUUGCACCCCCACCCACUCCCAUCUCCCAAAAGCUAGAACACUGCCAACUAAUCUGUUGUAUGGGUCCUUUAGAAACACGUAAUUAACACUUAAGGAUGGGUGCUGCUAAUUCUUUGUGAAAAUCCAAAUAUUGUUAAGGGACCAGGGAGAUGCCACUACCCCCCGAUUUUUCAUCAAAAAAUACACUUGUUUAUGUAAACAGAUCUUUCCAUAUUCAUAGUGACUUUUCAAGUAUUUGAGCCUAAAGAUUUUGAUCCUACAUUUUUAUACCGGUUUAAAUCAUUCACUGUUAUUAUUACAUGUCAGCCAUCAAAUAAAGUUGUACUUAAAAAAUUUCCUACAAGUAUGUACAUUUCUAAGACGAACACCUGUGACUUUUGCUUUAAUUACAUGAAAGUAUCUUGCUUCCAAAAUUUCUUACAAGUAUGACAUUUCUAAGUCAAACACCUGUGACUUUUGCUUUAAUUAUGUGAAAGUAUCUUGCCUCCUUGAUAUUUGUAUUGAUUCUUUUUUUUUCUGGAGUGGAGGUAUAAUUGUAUCACUUUUUGGAACUGAGAUACAUGAUGAAUGAUUAAAAAAGUCAGAAGUUAAGAAUGAUGUUUCUGUGGUCAUAAAGAUUGAUUAAUAAUCUUUGCCUAUAUUUUCCUGAUGGCACGUUACAGAUGUUUCUGGAAUAGCAAGAUGAAAACAGAUUAAAGAUUGUGGGGUAUUUGGGAUUUGGAGAGAAAUAUUUUAAUUUUCAAAUGUAGUUACAAAUUAGAAUGUAUUCAUAUUUGUAUUUUCUGUUAAAAUGCACGAUUGCAGGAUUGUUACUUAGAUUUUCAUGUUUUCCUUGAUGAAAAGCUUUGUUCUGGUUUUUAAGUUUGCACUCGAAUCUUAAGAAAUAAAUCCACCCAUGUUAUCAAA
This is a messenger RNA of Bubalus bubalis (water buffalo), 5340 nucleotides long. RefSeq names its product acyl-CoA synthetase long chain family member 4 (gene ACSL4). The record is from RefSeq and is a predicted model, not a curated record. Bases 365 to 2500 code for a protein of 711 amino acids. NCBI's taxonomy places the organism in Eukaryota, Metazoa, Chordata, Mammalia, Artiodactyla, Bovidae. The transcript has 16 exons. Gene Ontology annotation, molecular function: arachidonate-CoA ligase activity. Gene Ontology annotation, biological process: neuron differentiation; long-chain fatty acid metabolic process; long-chain fatty-acyl-CoA metabolic process. Gene Ontology annotation, cellular component: plasma membrane; endoplasmic reticulum; lipid droplet.